Ilyonectria robusta is the source of this 1062-nucleotide messenger RNA. RefSeq lists its product as uncharacterized. The transcript is spliced from 3 exons. The record is from RefSeq and is a predicted model, not a curated record. Bases 132 to 809 code for a protein of 225 amino acids. Lineage: Eukaryota; Fungi; Ascomycota; Sordariomycetes; Hypocreales; Nectriaceae.
CCAGAGAGCUCCCGAGCAGCGGUUCAUCAGCAAACUAUUGCAAACAUUGGGGGAAAGUGGUGUGGUCUUUUGGGUUCUGACAGCUUGAGGUGCUGGCGUAUGGACGCUGCCGCCCGCCGCCACACCCAGGGAUGGUCGCGGGAGAUGAUGAGCUACGUAGCAUUGCAGCCAAUUGCCUGUGUUCCACCGAGUAUCGCCUUAUCAUGCGCGCCGUUGGUUCCCUUGUUCUGGCGCCGGCUGAUGAUCUCAUCGAUCGGACCCGUCGUCUUCGUCUUCGCCUUCGCCUUCGCCUUCGCCUUCGUGUUACAGCGCUUCAUCAGCCUGUCUGGUAUCCGAAUACUUUGCCUUUUAACCUUGUUCCUUUUCGACCUUGUUUCAUCCGGCCACCCAAUCCAGGCCCUUGCAUUUGGUAUUUCAUUCAGGCAGACAAUACGUCCUCUGCCGGGUGUAGUCGGCGGCCUCGUGGCUCUGGCUGUUGGUGGUUGCUUGUUCGCAAUCCGGUUCGUAACCCGAAUACGAAUACUAAUACCGUGGUGCGGACACCCUCCACCGUGGUCCUCCACGUCCUACGAUCCAUCAUCCACCGAACCGCCCAACCACAACCGUCGGCAGUCUAUUCUACGCCUCGCUCGAACAGUGUGAGACGUCGAAUCAAGCCAGGUUUCACCCUCGCCGGCCGGGCAGACGUCGACUUAUCGCUAGGCCGUUGGCGACCUCCGCCCCGGCCACAUCGCGCCGCUCUCUCGGCUCCCCAGCUUCCGGGCCUGUCCGUGUGGUGUGAUGCCAUCGCCCGUGCUGUGCCGACGUAAUUGAUCUCCGUAUCCGUACCGUCGGUCUGGGCUGAUGGCGAGUACCCCACACGCACAACCCGCCUCCGCACAAUAUCCGCUGCGAGCUGCACACUGCGAAUGUGAAAGUCUGGGACUGGCCUGCACAGUUCACGUCGCCACCAGCCUCCAGUCACGCAACACACCACUCCCGGUAAACCCACCAGGGCCACCACCCAUUCCAGCCCGAUCUGCCGCCCGUGGUCCCGUGCUUCCGCGCCCUCGGCCGAGUUGA